AUGUCGAAGCCGAACUUUGUCAUUGUCCAAGCAGAUGGCUUGUACCCCGACGAUGUCGUUGAGCAGAAGCUGUUCCGAGAAGACCCAACACACGACUAUGAAGUCGAAUACAUCCAAUCAGAUCUAUGGCCCACAGGAGUGAACGACAUGCGACCAUGGACAGACAUGGACAAGGCACUCAGAGACCGAGUCAAUGGCAUCAUGGUCCUCAAGAUGUCAUUUACGAGAGAUGAUCUUGCUCUCUUCCCUAACCUGAAGGUCUUCGUGCGUAUGGGAGUAGGCUAUGACCGCCUCGACCGCGUAGCCCUGGCUGAACGUGGGGUCAUUGUUUGCAACGUGCCCGAUUACGGCACAGCCGAAAUCGCCGACCACGCCCUCGCCCUGACCCUCUCCCUCCGCCGAGGCAUCCUCCUCCACAACGACGCCCAACGCGAACCCAACGUCGCCCCCUUCAUGUACAUCGACUCUCCCCUCGUCGCCCGCAUCCAGAACACGACCUUCGGCGUCCUCGGCCUCGGCCGCAUCGGCACCGCCGCUGCACUCCGCGCCAAAGCGUUCGGCUGGAAUGUGCUCUUCUACGAUCCCUACAAGCCCAACGGCACCGACAAGUCCUUGGGGUUGGAGCGGACGAAGGACAUCAAGGAGCUGUUCCGGCGGUCGACUGUGUUGAGUAUCCACUGCCCGUGUACGAGGGAGACCAGGGGCUUGGUGGGCUGGGACUUGUUGAAGUUGAUGCCCAAGGGAUCCAUAUUGGUGAAUACGGCUAGGGGAGAGUGUGCGGAUUUGGAUGGCGUGGAGAGGGCGCUGAAGGAGGAUAUAUUGAGUGGUGCGGGGCUGGAUGUAUUGCCUCAAGAGCCGAUUCCGGAGCCGGCGCAUAGUCUGAUACAGGCGUAUAGGAGGAAGGAGGAGUGGUUGAGUGGUCGAAUGGUGAUCACCUGCCACACCGCAUUCUACAGCCCGGGCAGCUUCAUCGACAUCCGGGUCAAGUCAGCACAGACGAUGAAGGAUGUAUUGAUUGAUGGGCUGGACAGCAACAUCAUUCUGCCCACCAUGGAAUAG
Cyphellophora attinorum is the source of this 1059-nucleotide messenger RNA. Its product is annotated as C-terminal-binding protein. The transcript is spliced from 5 exons. The record is from RefSeq and is a predicted model, not a curated record. Bases 1 to 1059 code for a protein of 352 amino acids. Lineage: Eukaryota; Fungi; Ascomycota; Eurotiomycetes; Chaetothyriales; Cyphellophoraceae. Gene Ontology annotation, molecular function: transcription corepressor activity; oxidoreductase activity, acting on the CH-OH group of donors, NAD or NADP as acceptor; NAD binding.